This is a messenger RNA of Canariomyces notabilis, 2022 nucleotides long. RefSeq lists its product as uncharacterized. Bases 1 to 2022 code for a protein of 673 amino acids. The transcript has 2 exons. Lineage: Eukaryota; Fungi; Ascomycota; Sordariomycetes; Sordariales; Chaetomiaceae. The record is from RefSeq and is a predicted model, not a curated record.
AUGGACGCAAAUGCAAACACCACAGCCCCUGCGGGGGGAGACAGCGGCAGCGGUGGUUCGGACACCAUCAACUGGGUCGCCCUUGUCGUGUCCUUGGUAGCUCUCGCGGGCACCAUCGCUCAAGUCCUCCAGCAAUACAUUGCCUCCGCCGCCGGCUACUCCAACUGCGGCGAGAGCGUCAUGGGCAAGUGGCACGAGACCAAGAAGCGCGUAUUCCGCCCGACCGAGCUGCGGUUCGAAGUGCAAUUCCAGACGCCCGUCAUCUUCGUGUGCCCGCCAAGCAACACCCGGGGACCCCUCAAGGGCAAGCCCAUACACUUCGUCGACGGCUCGCCGGAGAGCCUAAAACAGACGAGGACAUUGCUACCAAUGGAAGAGCAGCAGAAGCUGCAGUCGCUACAAGAAAGCAACAUCCACACAGCCGACAACGAGCGGGCGUCAUGGGUAACUCUGCUUUCAGAGUUGCAGAAAAUGGAACGGGACAGCCAGGACUGGCAGCAACGGCACUACAAGACCAGCCCGCCGCAGGCGCUCUCCAUUGUCGACUUCAAAAGCCACACGCUCGCGGUUGCCGUGCAGGCCAAGCCACGGAGCUGGGACACGAUGCCGAGCGGCGUCAUGAAGCCGUACGCGACGACGACCAUGUGUCACCUGCUCGAGAUUGCCGCCAUGAUGGGCAUAUACUGGAAGGAGUUUGACCGAUCCAAGGACCGGUACCGGGCCGAAGGCAACGGAUACGUGCUCAUCGGCAACCAAAUCCCCGAGCUCGGCGUCAUGUUCACCUUCCAGCCCUACGGCAAGAGCAGGUUCGAAGAGAACCGGGUGAUUCCCGUCGACGAGGUCAAGGAUCUGUGCUGCGGCUUCGCCCCGACGCUGUUCGAGCAGAACAAAGACCGGCGCCGGAUCGAGUUCCCCAACGAGGACCCCAAGGAUCUCAGCGCCCUCCAUCUCGGCAGCAUGGACGAAAUUGCCGAAACAAUGGUGCUGAUUGACUGCAACACGGAUACCGCCAACUACUUUCGCUCCAAAACCGCCAAACACGGCCAUCUCUUUCCGGUCCCCUUUGAGCUCCUCGGGAUGCUGGGCAAGACGCUGCACAUACGAGACAGCGCCUUCCGCAUGCUGCCCAACCCGACGCCGUACCACUGGGACAAGAACUUCUUCAACCUCCGGCGGCUGAUCAAAGAAUACCGUAACAAAAUCAGAGACUCCGAAAACGACCUCAUCAACAUCCCGCAUGUCCAAAAACUAACUGAAGAUGCCGAAAUGCUCGUACAAACCCUCAAUGAAGACAAAAACUCCCAAACACCCGGCUACUCCAUGCCAUUACUCAACGCUCUGCACGACGUUCUCGACCGAUGCGACGACUAUCUCAAACAACCCGACCGAGACCUCGUCCGCAUCGUACUCCGCGAGCACUUCCAAGAGGUUCUCAGGCUAGUCAACGACAAGGGCGACGGGGAUUCAGCCGGCAGGGGCAGCAGCAGCAUCAAAACCGCCGGGCAGCGGGCCGAGCAUUUCGGCGAGCUUACCGCCGCCAGUCCGGAACUGCGCCAGGAAGCCUUCAUGGAGCUCUACUUCUUCAAGGUCCUUGGCCGUGUCAGGCGGCAAGCCGUGAUGUCGUACGAGCGGCGGCAGACGACGCAGUAUGCCCCAUCGAUCCACUCAGACGAUCCCUCAGACGAGAGUAUUGAGGGCGAGAAGCCCUUCUCCUCGAGAACAUCCACGCCUUCCCAAUCACGGCCGCUCUCCCCGAGCUCGGCUCCUCCGGAGCUAAAAGCGCACGGGAGCAGCCAGUCGGCGCCGCAGCUGUACAUCCAGAAGCCCGGCGGCUCGUCGCAUCAGUUCCUCAGCGCGGAGCGUGACAUCACCACUGAGCUGGAUGAGCAGGCCUCGGCCAUCUGGUGCACCCUCGUCCUGCGCAUGCUGUGCUGGCUGCUGCUGCACGAUUUUAACAAGAAGGAUGUGCAGAUCUCAAAGAGCGAGCUGCGAGGCAGUCGGUUGCCGGUGUAUAUUGCUUGA